Molecule: messenger RNA, 594 nt
Organism: Meloidogyne enterolobii
Lineage: Eukaryota; Metazoa; Nematoda; Chromadorea; Rhabditida; Meloidogynidae
Source: the annotation of a GenBank genome assembly
UUGAUUAAAUUUAAAUUAUUUUUGAAAUUUCGGAAAAUGUCUGCAAACGAACAAAUUAAAAAACGAAAACUGUCAACUACAGAAAAUGAAGAUGAGGGUGGUGAACCUCCGUUACCUAAAGGAUGGGAGAAACGUUUAAGCAGAUCUUCAGACCGUGAAUAUUAUUUCAACGUUUUAACACAAAAAAGUCAAUGGGACAGGCCAAUUAAAGAUGCUCAAGAACUUGCUAAAGAACCCACAAAAGUUAGAUGUUUCCAUAUUUUGGUCAAACACGAAGGCUCGAGAAAUCCUAGCAGUUGGAGAAGUGAAAAAAUUAUCCGAUCGAAGGAAGAUGCGAAAACUACUCUUGAAGCUUAUCGUGACGAAUUGUUAAAAUUAUCAGAAGAUGGAGGAGGAAAAUUUUCGCGUUUCAAAAAAAUUGCAAAAGAAUAUAGUGAUUGUAGUUCUGCAAAGAGGGAAGGAGAUUUGGGAUUUUUUGGCCGAAAACAAAUGCAAAAACCUUUUGAAGAUGCUUCGUUUGCUUUAAAAGUUGGGGAAAUGUCUGACAUUGUGGAGACUGAUUCUGGACUUCAUUUAAUUUAUCGAAUGGCUUGA